CUUUUAUCGAUGUAGAGACCGUUCAUUCUCUCACUCUCAGUCCAUGCGCACACAUAAUGGACACGACCGUGUACGUUCCGGCCAUCGUCAAUGGAUCAGAUGGGCUCUUACGACUCAUACGUUGAUGCCACCGACACACCUAUGUACACACGAUGACAUGCAUUCUUGCGGCCUAUUCCUGGCUCACAGGAGAGCACUACCAACACACGUACGAAAGAAGGCCAGCUGUUUGCUUCUUUACGAUUGUCACCACACGCACAAGAACAGACAGACACCUCAAACAACGACACGCGCUUCACAAACAACAAAUGCUCGGCCGAAUGACUCACCGGCACUCGCAAAGAUGUGGGAAAUGGGGCCAUGGGCCACGGCCCGUCGAGCAAAGCAUCUAGCUCGGAUCCGCAGCUCGAUUCACGCGAUCCACUGCGCGAUCCAAGUGAACCCAAAUCGCAGUUGAAAUGGUCAUAGACACAUCAAUUGCGUCGGCGUCCGGGCAAUCAAUGACGUCAUCAAGGUCAUACACGGUCGUCGAUGAUCUCAUAAGGGCCGUCGCCGUCGCCGAGAGGCCUAUCCUCUGGCCACUCGUCGUCGCUGUCGCGGUCGAUGUCACCAGGCUUGAUGACAUCAAGAUCAAGGCCGUUGCCUUUCCUCCGACUAGCCGCUUGCUCAGCCGCUCGCUCAAACUCUCGCAUCGCGUCUUUCACGGAAUCCAUUGGGUCGGUUGAAAUUCCAAGUCGCAGUCGGCGUUUCUCCCCAUCUCCGCCGCUGGUAUCUUCGUCCGGCUCUCGUCCUGUCCCCCUCAGCUCAGCCAGUCGCUUCACGCGGUUACCGCCGAAGGGAAAAUUAUACAUUGUUACCCCUGAAGAGUCAAAUUGCAGUCUGCGUUUCUCCCAGUCGUCGCCACUGGCACCUGGGCCGUCGAUGAUGUCAUCGAGGGACUCGUCAUCUGGCCAUCCGUUGUCUUCCUCAGCCGCUCGCUCAGCCGCUCGCCCAGCCGCCCGCUCAGCCGCUCGCUUCACGUCAUUCAAGGGAUUGCCAAAUCCAAGUUGCAGUCGGCGUUUCUCCCCAUCUCCGCCGCUGGCAUCAUGUCCAUCGGUCCCUCCAAGUUGCAGCCCGCGAAGGGCGGGCGGGGCCUGACAGAGAACAGCCACGCAUCAAUCAAAGACACACACACGCGUACAUGAGGUCCUCAGCCGCUCACCGAAGACACAGCCGAGAUGGCGAGGGCAAGAGUCAACAGAGCCACCUUCGUCAUGAUGGUCUGCUGUCUUUUCCGAUGCAGGCACUGGGCAGCACUGGGCACUGGUAGUUCGCAGCAGAGAGGGACUGAGAUCUGAGACGAAGGGCGCAGACUGAGGUGAAAGGGCGCAAAGAGAGAAUUGGGUGGAUAGGUAAGAUGAACGAGGGAAUGGGUGGCAUAAGCGUAGACAGGGGCGCCUUUGCGGUCUUCUCGCGACACCCGUCUCUCUCCAUCCUCUCUCCCCUGCUCUCUGUGCUCGGUCUCUGUGAUCUCAGUGCAAUCGCGUGAAAUUCGAUGCUUGCCGCUGUCGGCAACGCCCGGCUCGCGAGCUCCUCCUUCGGUU
This is a messenger RNA of Vitrella brassicaformis, 1583 nucleotides long. The record is from the annotation of a GenBank genome assembly. Lineage: Eukaryota; Vitrellaceae.